AUGGGGAGAGAAGGAUACCCCCCUCUCUCUGUGUUUCCUCAUAUCUAUCUAUCUAUCUAUCUAUCUAUCUAUCUAUCUAUCUAUCUAUCUAUCUAUCUAAGUCUGUUAAAUAUCUAUCUAUCUAUCUAUCUAUCUAUCUAUCUAUCUAUCUAUCUAUCUAUCUCUAUCUCAGUCUCUUCAAUAUCUUGCUCUAUCUUCUAUCUUCUAUCUUUCUUCUAUCUUUCUUUCAUAUCUUGUUCUCUUCUUUCUUUCUUUCUUUCAUUCUUUCUCAAUCUCUUCAUAUCUAUCUAUCUAUCUAUCUAUCUAUCUAUCUAUCUAUUAAAUCUAUCUAUCUAUCUAUCUAUCUAUCUAUCUAUCUAUCUAUCUAUCUAUCUAUCUAUCUAUCUAUCUCAGUCUCUUCAUAUCUUGUUCUGCUUCUUUCUUUCUUUCUUUCUUUCUUUCUUUCUUUCUCAAUCUCUUCAUAUCUAUCUAUCUAUCUAUCUAUCUAUCUAUCUAUCUAAGUCUGUUAAAUAUCUAUCUAUCUAUCUAUCUAUCUAUCUAUCUAUCUAUCUAUCUAUCUAUCUCAGUCUCUUCAUAUCUUGUUCUGCUUCUUUCUUUCUUUCUUUCUUUCUUUCUCAAUAUCUUCAUAUCUAUCUAUCUAUCUAUCUAUCUAUCUAUCUAUCUAUCUAUCUAAGUCUGUUAAAUAUCUAUCUAUCUAUCUAUCUAUCUAUCUAUCUAUCUAUCUAUCUCAGUCUCUUCAUAUCUUGUUCUGCUUCUUUCUUUCUUUUCUUUCUUUUCUUCAUUCUUUCUUUCUAUCUCAUCUAUCUAUCUUCAUAUCUAUCUGUUAAUCUAUCUAUCUAUCUAUCUAUCUAUCUAUCUAUCUAUCUAUCUAUCUAUCUCAGUCUCUUCAUAUCUUGUUCUGCUAUCUUUCUUUCUAUCUAUCUAUCUAUCUAUCUAUCUAUCUAUCUCAGUCUCUUCAUAUCUUGUUAUCUAUCUUCUUUCUUUCUUUCUUUCUCAAGCUCUUCAUAUCUAUCUAUCUAUCUAUCUAUCUAUCUAUCUCACCAUGUUUUCCUUCAUUUGCUUGCUCUCUUCUUGGUGCCAUCUUUUCUUUCAAUUGCCAGCACUCUUCUUGAAGAAAUGUUUUCUUUCCAUUGUCAAUUCUUUUUUUGGAGACUUGGGACAUAUUUUCUUUCAAUUUGCUGGAGCCAUGUUUUCUUUUCAUUGAUUGCUCUACUGAUGGAGCCAGGUUUUCAUUCAUUUGCUAACUCUCUUCUUGGAAUCAUGUUUUCUUUCACAUGA
This is a messenger RNA of Acanthosepion pharaonis, 1278 nucleotides long. NCBI's taxonomy places the organism in Eukaryota, Metazoa, Mollusca, Cephalopoda, Sepiida, Sepiidae. The record is from the annotation of a GenBank genome assembly.